GCAACAUGUUUUUUUUUUUCUUCCAAUUUUUAUAAUCCAAAAAUGACCCUUCCAUUUUCCUCUUCUUCAUCAGAAAACAUCUAUAAAAGCUAAUUUGUAAGGUCUUGUCAUUUCAACAUUUUUUUUCAUAAUCAUAAGGUCAGAGAUAUAUAUAUUAUAUUUUCAUCCAAAGAUGGAUUCUUUUAGAGGAGAAAAAAUUUCAAUAGAAACUAGCUCCUAUAAGGAAAUCAAAAUCAAAGAUGAAGAAGAGAUUGCCUUCAAGAAGCCAGAAGAAAAUACACACAAGGUAAAACAGUACAUUGGAGUUAGAAAGCGGCCAUGGGGAAAAUAUGCAGCUGAAAUUAGGGAUUCGACAAGAAAUGGAAUUAGGGUCUGGCUUGGAACUUUCGAUACUGCUGAAGAAGCUGCUUUGGCUUAUGACCAAGCUGCUCUCUCGAUGAGAGGCGAAUUCGCUUGCCUCAAUUUUCCUGUGGAAAGAGUUCAAGAAUCAUUACGAGGAUUCAAGUGUAGUGGCAAUGACGGUUCAACGUCUCCAGCUGAAGUUAUAAAGGAGAAACACAAGAAGAGAAAUAGCAAAGGUAAAAAAACAAAAGCUAAGGAAGAAAAUGUGUUAGUUCUUGAAGACUUGGGUCCUGAUCUAUUAGAUGAGCUCUUAUCUAAGUGUUCUACUUCUGAGUAAAGGUUUUUUUUUUCUUUUGAUUUAUCCUGUAUUUACAGUCUUCUUGUUUUUUAAUUCACUUAAUACUUUUUCCCCGAUAUUUUUGGAACAAACUCCCAAUUCAUGAAACCCUAAUAUUACAAAACCAGAUCGCACACCAAAUUGACUUAGCUUACAAUUUAGUGAUAUCAGUGAGAGUUUUGGACACAAUAG
Molecule: messenger RNA, 871 nt
Organism: Lycium barbarum (goji berry)
Lineage: Eukaryota; Viridiplantae; Streptophyta; Magnoliopsida; Solanales; Solanaceae
Product: ethylene-response factor C3-like
Exons: 1
Coding region: 173-679 (168 amino acids)
Biological process (GO): ethylene-activated signaling pathway; regulation of DNA-templated transcription
Molecular function (GO): DNA-binding transcription factor activity; DNA binding
Source: RefSeq, a predicted model, not a curated record